CUUCUUUGAUAUUCACCGGUGCUUGUGUCGUGGAUUUGCUUUCGAGGGUACUUGCCCUCUGCCACUCCUUUCCAGUCUCUCAUUACGUUGUUUGGGGUUGGCAACUGAAACUGUCCCCGCCAUUCCUUUGCUCAUUUCAAUAAGAGCUUUUGUUACCGUAAUUUAUCUGCGGUCAGUCAGCAUGAAGUUUUCCAAGCCUUCUGGUUUGGUGGCUCUCGGUUUGGCUGGAGGUGUUCUGGCAGAUGGUGGCCAGGCUCGGACCUUGACCGGAGCCAUCACCACCCUUGAUGGCGAUGCAUGGGCUUCUGCUCCUGCCGGCCCUACAGCUCCUAUCACUGUGACUAACACUGUGACCAACACCGCCACCGUCACCAUCACCGACACCAGCACCGUCAUGUCGACCACAACCACCACUGAGACUCUGACUAAGGAAGCCACCACCAUUUACCGCUCAACCGUUCUGGUUGCCCCAGGUUUCUGCACUUCCACUAUUGUCAAUGUCGACCCUGCCACUGGCGGCCAACCAUGGCCUCCCCCGGGCCCUGCUUCGACUGGCGUUCAUCCAGCUGGCAACAGCGCCCCUCCUCCUGCCCAUGCUGCCCCCACAGCAUCAUGGGGCCCGGCUCCUCCGGCUCCUGCUGCAUCGACUGCAACAGACACCCGAAGUGGCAAGCCCCCAGGUCCGGCCCCGUCACAAGGAUCACCCGCAGACGUCACCAGCACUCUCACAAUUGGAAAAGCUUCUACCAUGACUCUUGUCGACCCCUCUGCCCCGACAGGAGAUGCCAAUUGGAUAGACUGGGCUAACGAUGUCAGUACCAUCGGUACCGACGGGGAUGUCUGGGUUUGGACCGGCGCGGGGCCAGUGGCUACUCAAAGUGGUCCUGCACCAACUUACACUGGCAUUCCUCCUGGCAGCGGCGGAGGAAAUGGAUCGCUCCCAACCCCAGGAUCUUCCUUUUCCAAUGUCACCGCACCAUACGAAGCCCUUCCUGAGGGGUGGUGUAACACCGCAGGAGAUAGAAGCAAGUGGUGUGAUGGCCAAACCAUCAAUUCUGAUGCUUAUACUGCAGGCUAUAAGAGCGGAAAAACAUGCACCUAUGACUUCACCAUCACGAACACGACAAUGGACUUCGACGGUUCUGGCCCCAAGCUCGCUCUCGCAAUUAAUGGGCAGGUUCCAGGACCCACCAUUGAAUGUAAUUGGGGCGACAUCCUCCAAGUUACCGUACACAACGAGAUGCAGGACAACUCCACAACUAUCCACUGGCACGGAAUUACCCAGAAGGGUACUAAUGAUCAGGAUGGUGUCCCCGGCGUUACCGAAUGUGCUAUUGCUCCUGGCUCCUCCCGCACAUACACCAUGUGGCUGGAGCAGUACGGCACUGGUUGGUAUCAUUCUCACGCCAUUGCUCAAUAUGGCGAAGGCAUCCGUGGCCCCAUGAUCAUCCAUGGACCUGCCACCGCCAACUAUGACUUCGACAUGGGUACAGUGAUGAUUGAUGACACCUUCCCCGUCAAUGCUCAACAACAAAAUGAACGCAUUUCCCACUUUGGCCCCUCUGGCACCGUCAACUACCUCCUAAAUGGUCACAACACCAUGGCCAACCUUUCUUCUGGUCAGCACACUCUGUGGUCCGUGACUCCAGGCAAGAAACAUCUCUUCCGCUUGAUCAACUCAGCCUCACAAAACAUGUACUCGGUCCACUUUGACAACCACCAGAUUACUGUUAUUUCCAUUGACUAUGUUCCCAUCGUGCCGUACACUACCGAAUGGCUCAACAUCGGUAUUGGUCAACGAUAUACUGUCAUCGUUGAAAUGAACCAGCCUGUGGGAGGCUAUUUCCUACGUGCAGUAACCCAAACCGGCUGCCCCUCUGGUUGCCAGAAUACCGGUUUGGGUACUGCCAACGGCAUCUUCCUAUAUAAGGGUGCCCAACCAUACUUGCCGACCACUACUGUCAAUAAGACCCUUGCUGAUUUCAAUUUUUGCCUCGACGAGCCUCUUGCAUCCUUGGUCCCGUUCCACCAGAAGGCUGCUGGUACCAAGGACCAGUUCUCCGCGACUGCAUCCACAUUGCCUGCUGGCAACGUUGCUCAAGUGGCGACCAGCGACGAUGGCACCGUGUUCCGCUGGUUUUUGAACAACGGCGCCAUCGAUGUCAACUACACUCAACCUACCCUCCAGACUAUUGCUCAAGGCGGUAACAGCAGUCUCAUCUCCAACCCCAUCACAUUGAGUACCGCCAAUCAGUGGGUCUAUUUCAUCAUCCAGAACCAGUUCUUUGCAUCCCACCCAAUGCAUUUGCAUGGCCACGAUAUGAGUGUUCUGGGUCAGGGCACCGUUGCAUGGGAUCCUUCCUUGAUCCCGACUCUCAACUUUGACAACCCUACCCGUCGGGAUACCGUCAUGCUUGCUGGCUCUGCUGGUCCUGGCUCCCCUCCAGGAUAUACCGUCAUAGGCUUCCAAACCGACAACCCAGGUGCCUGGCUAAUGCAUUGCCAUAUUCUGUGGCAUGCAGAUGGUGGACUUGCUCUCCAGUGGGUGGAAAGACCCACAGAUAUUCCCGCCUAUGCGAACAACCAGCCCUUCAAAGACGAGUGCUCCAGCCUUAGUGCCUGGCAAAAUGCAGGGCCUGGCCGCGUUCAUGGUUCUGGCAGCUCGGGCUUGAAGAGGCGCACGUAUCCGGAUGAGGGUCGUUUCGGAGAUGUCGUUCGUCGCUUCGAGUCAUCUGGCAAGCAUUUUCUUGAUAGCAAUGUGAGACGUGGUCUGGGGGAUGGCUAUAAGCCACGACACAUGCGCAAGUAGAGCCGCAGUCCUCAUCAAGGCACUGCUCUUAUGGACCUUUAUCUUACUUCUAUUGGCAAGCAUCACAUGGGCGCCGAGAACUUCGGGGUCAGGGGUUUUGGGUUGCGGUUUCACUGGGUGUAGGAUGAUUGUAUAUUCCAAUUUAGGGACCCCUUGUAUGGUCCUUGAAUUGAUUACACUUGGAUUUUUGAUUUCAUUUCGACUGAUAGAUCGGCCCACGUCAGGAAGGUUGGUCAGUCUUGCUACAAUGUGACCUUGGAGAUCCUCGAUAGAUAUCGAACAAAUAUAUGGUUCGGGGAGACUUUACUCAGCAC
Molecule: messenger RNA, 3123 nt
Organism: Exophiala mesophila
Lineage: Eukaryota; Fungi; Ascomycota; Eurotiomycetes; Chaetothyriales; Herpotrichiellaceae
Exons: 2
Coding region: 182-2809 (875 amino acids)
Molecular function (GO): oxidoreductase activity; copper ion binding
Source: RefSeq, a predicted model, not a curated record